This is a messenger RNA of Aspergillus affinis, 1053 nucleotides long. RefSeq lists its product as uncharacterized. The transcript is spliced from 11 exons. Gene Ontology annotation, molecular function: RNA binding; transcription coregulator activity. Gene Ontology annotation, biological process: regulation of transcription by RNA polymerase II; mRNA cis splicing, via spliceosome. The record is from RefSeq and is a predicted model, not a curated record. Bases 1 to 1053 code for a protein of 350 amino acids. Gene Ontology annotation, cellular component: catalytic step 2 spliceosome; mediator complex. Lineage: Eukaryota; Fungi; Ascomycota; Eurotiomycetes; Eurotiales; Aspergillaceae.
AUGACUACCGCCCAUAGACCCACGUUCGAUCCCGCGCAAGGGAAAGAGGCCCUCCGCGGCCCGGCAUACCACCAGCGACUUCUCCCGGCGCAUACGCACCUGAAGACUCGACAAUCGGGUCAAGGAGGUGAAAACGAAUCCCAGCAACGUGACCUGCGCGCCGAACUGCUCCAGGCCGAAGCCGCUCACUUCGCCAAGAAGAACGGUGUCCCUGUCGAUACACCCGCCCUUGAGAAUGCUGCGCCGAAACGUCAGCUGGAAGGAGCGCCGACUGGUGAAGAGGAACUAGAGGAAGAAGACCCCGAAGCGAAACGGCGACGGAUAUUAGAAGAGACGCGAGAUAUCGAUGCAGAUUCGGACGGGUCAGAAGAGGACAGUAGUGAAGAUGACAGCGACGACGAUGAGGACGAGGCUGCCGAGUUAAUGCGAGAGCUGGAGAAGAUCAAAAAAGAGCGACAGCAGCAGAAAGAGAAAGAGGAACAAGAACGCGCCGCCGAGGAAGAGGAGCAGCGGGAGGUGGAUAUUGCGCGAGGCAAUCCCCUGCUGAACUCUCAGGACUUCAACUUGAAGCGGAGAUGGGACGAUGACGUCGUUUUCAAGAACCAAGCUCGGGGGACUGAGAACAGGGGCAACAAGGAAUUUGUCAACGACUUGCUGCGAUCCGACUUCCACAAGCGCUUUAUGCUGGACAAGAUCGAUAAAAUGGACUCUCAGCCAUCAUCGAAAGCAUUGCACAAUCGCAUCAACACCGAUGUAUCGCAAUUACUGCAGCGAUUCGAGAACAUCAUGGCGACAGCUACUGUCGAAAGCACAAGUCACACAGCCACCGCCGUUGAAACAUACCAGCUCGAUGUCGAAUCCACAGCUCUCGUCCGCGCCGCCGAAGACAUCCUCUCCCUAACCCGCACGAUGAAAGAAACCUGGCUCUUUGGAAAACUAGAUACACUUGGCGAAGACGAGACGGAUGUGAGGCGUCGAGAAGAGCUAGAGCGAGACGCGGAUGCGAUUCAGAAGGCUGUUGAGGAUGGGGGGUUGUUGAAGGCUGCGAAGUGA